Molecule: messenger RNA, 596 nt
Organism: Dreissena polymorpha
Lineage: Eukaryota; Metazoa; Mollusca; Bivalvia; Myida; Dreissenidae
Product: L-rhamnose-binding lectin CSL3-like
Exons: 2
Coding region: 69-410 (113 amino acids)
Molecular function (GO): carbohydrate binding
Source: RefSeq, a predicted model, not a curated record
ACUGGACUUUUGACAAACAUACCAACAAAUCGCCGAUACUGUAAACUUGGACAUUCUAAAAGUAAAAAAUGGUCUCUUAUAUGACAUGUCUUCUCGUGAUCGUCGCAUGCUGUGCACAUUCAGCACUUGGCAUCUCUAUUAUAUGUGAGGGAUCGUCCAUGUACCUCUCCUGCCCUCCCGGACAAGUCUUGUACGUUCACUCGGGUGUUUACGGCCGCACACAGGGCGCGGUAAUCUGCCCUCAUCAGUCCAUCAAGACGACAAACUGUGUGUCUCCAAGCUCCACUGCCACAGUUGCGAAUCUGUGUAACGGAAAAAAUCUGUGUAGCCUCAGCGCCACAAACGGCGUAUUCGGAGACCCUUGCUAUGGCACAUACAAAUAUUUAGAGGUGGAAUACGCCUGCUUUUAAUCACUAGGUUGUUACUUCUUGAACAAGUGUGUUGAUUAUGAUGCUGUCCGAUAACCAUUGCAUUAAAAAACUUACAUCAUGAAUAUAAAAAUAUACAUUUUAAUGUCAAUUCCUUUUUAGGACACAAAAUGGUAUCAACAUUAUAAAAAAUUGUUAAAAAACCUGUUGUUUGUUAAUGUGAAUAAA